AUGGCAACACCGACCAACCCCCGCCGAACCUUCCAGCGUGCCUCCCGCGCCCAAAGUAUCAUUUCCGAUUCAUCCUUCUCCACCCCUCGUCCAACACCACCUCCGCCAUCGACGCGACUCGGCCGCGGCGUUCGCGCCAACAGCGUCGUCAACGAAGCACCAACCGCAGCCGAAACCACAGCAGAAAAAGGUGCACAGAGAGCCGUAGUAAAGUUACCAGCGCACUAUUUGCUCGCACCUACAUCCCCCAGCCCAUUCAUGGGAACAUUGGAAGCAAGUCUAGACGCGAUCCAAGAAUGGGGACGCAUGAACACAACCAGCAACGGGACUCCUACGAAGAGCGUACAAAGUAUCGUCGACGCACUGUUGCGUCCCGUAGAUUCCAGGACGAAUUGGCCCAUUCUCCUAUCCGCCCUCCAACAAGAAGAAAACCCCCCUUCAGAACGGUGGACCCGAUACCUCACCGAAGACGUCCUCUUCCUCCUCACCCGAACACUGUUACCUGAACAAAUCCUCGAAAACAGGAACCUCAUGGCCCGUCUCUACAACGUGAAGAAACAACUUGCCAUGCGACUCGUGCUGCGGUACGACAUGUUGCGGGACUGGAAAAUGGAAGCUGGGACACAUCACCGCGAUCAGGCUGUUGCUGUGGCGUCGGUGCCACCACCAUCAUCAAAGGGACUCGCUGCUGCUGCUGCUGCUACACCAGCGUCAGCACCUGUUGCUAUGAGUCAACGGGCGAAGAAAGAAAAAGGAAAGUACCCUUUCCGACGCCCCCUUCUCCCUAACAUCAUACCUACGCUCAUCGCCGCUCCGACCGGUGGUUUCACAACACACGGCGUGCGCGAGCGGAUGAAACACCACGUCACGGACUUAGACUCGUAUCUCUUGUUAGAAGACGACGAGGUAGGCGGGUGGACUAGGGCCAAGCUGCUGGGGAAGUUGUGUCAGGUUGUGCUGCAUUGGCAGUGGAUGAGGGGGAAUAAUGAGUUGUUGGGUGGCAUGGAGGUAAGGGGGUGGGAGGACUUCGAGGGCAAGGCGGAUGAGUGUGAGUGGAUUGCGGAGGAUGUCAAGAGGAAUGUGGUGGGUGGGGGAGGGAGGAAGGCGGUGGCUGUGGCUGUGGCUACGGAGGGAGAGUAA
Alternaria atra is the source of this 1140-nucleotide messenger RNA. RefSeq lists its product as uncharacterized. The transcript has a single exon. Bases 1 to 1140 code for a protein of 379 amino acids. NCBI's taxonomy places the organism in Eukaryota, Fungi, Ascomycota, Dothideomycetes, Pleosporales, Pleosporaceae. The record is from RefSeq and is a predicted model, not a curated record.